Messenger RNA from Linum trigynum, 1239 nucleotides. The record is from the annotation of a GenBank genome assembly. NCBI's taxonomy places the organism in Eukaryota, Viridiplantae, Streptophyta, Magnoliopsida, Malpighiales, Linaceae.
AUGGAUCUGGACGGUGAUCACUCGGAAAAUAUUUCCGAAGCUACCGAGCAGGACCAAUUAGUCCCUUCGACGAUCACUUCUGAAAUGGCGACAACGGAGAAGCAUCAAGGGAGCUCGCGAGGAGGGAAAGGGAAGAGGUUGUGGAAGAAAGUGAAGUACCAGCUGGUGGAGUACCAUUCUUUGCCCGCAUAUUUAAGGGACAACGAAUACAUUCUUGGUUACUACAGAGCUGAAUGGCCAAUGAAGCAGAUUCUUCUCAGCAUUUUCACCAUUCACAAUGAGACUCUGAACGUUUGGACGCAUUUGAUUGGCUUCUUCCUUUUUCUUGCAUUGACCAUCUAUACAGCAACAAAGGUUCCAAAUGGUCAUUCUCUGCAACUUUCAGAUGUUCUGAAAGCCGAUUUGCACAAAUUGCACGCCUGCCUACCUUCUUUGCCAAACAUGCAUGAUCUGCAUAGACUCAGGGAUGAGCUCAAGACGACAUUGCCUUCAAUGGAUUUUUCAGGAUGGCAUGUUAUGGAACUUCUUUACAAUUGUUUGCCUGAGCGAUUCUCCCAUGGCAACCAAACUGAUGUUUGUCGCUUGCGGAGCAUGACAGGCGAUGUCGCAAACAUCAUAGCACCACUUAUGGUGAGACCUAUAACCAGGUGGCCAUUUUUUGCUUUCAUGGGAGGGGCAAUGUUCUGCUUACUGGCCAGUAGCAUAUGCCACCUUUUAUCUUGCCACUCGGAGCGGAUAUCAUACAUCAUGCUUCGAGUUGAUUAUGCUGGAAUUGCAGCCCUGAUAGCCACCUCAUUUUAUCCACCAGUAUACUAUUCCUUCAUGUGCAUGCCUUUCUUCUGCAACCUCUACUUGGGGUUCAUAACGCUAUUCGGCAUUGCCACGGUCAUGUUUUCGUUACUUCCAGUUUUCCAAAAACCUGAGUGGCGUACGGUUCGUGCAUCGCUCUUCUCUUUCAUGGGUCUAUCUGGAGCACUACCAAUCCUUCACAAGCUCAUCUUGUUCUCACAUCAACCUGAGGCACUCCACACUACUGGAUAUGAAGCUCUGAUGGGACUUUGCUAUGGACUUGGAGCAGUUGUGUAUGCAACAAGGGUCCCCGAACGAUGGAUGCCUGGGAAGUUCGACAUUGCAGGGCACAGUCACCAACUCUUCCACGUGUUAGUGGUGGCUGGAGCUUAUGCUCAUUACCGGGCAGGGCUAGUUUACCUGAAGUGGAGAGACCUCCAUGGAUGUUAG